Molecule: messenger RNA, 207 nt
Organism: Parastagonospora nodorum SN15
Lineage: Eukaryota; Fungi; Ascomycota; Dothideomycetes; Pleosporales; Phaeosphaeriaceae
Exons: 2
Coding region: 1-207 (68 amino acids)
Source: RefSeq, a predicted model, not a curated record
AUGUCUGACCUACCGCGACACAGCAUCUGCACCGAGCGACGGAAAGGUGCAGAUGAGCUCGAGGGUGCAUGCUUCAACGGGUGGAAGAGUCCCGUCUCCACUGAUAGGGCUGGGCCGAGGCGACGUAUCAGCAGCCUCGUCCCAGUGCCGGCCCUGGCCUCCAAGAAUUUGCAGGACCGAUUACUGCGAGCGAAAUCACCAGACUAG